Molecule: messenger RNA, 699 nt
Organism: Fraxinus pennsylvanica
Lineage: Eukaryota; Viridiplantae; Streptophyta; Magnoliopsida; Lamiales; Oleaceae
Source: the annotation of a GenBank genome assembly
AUGCAGCACAAGUUGCCUAAGGGAAUCUGCUUGAGUUUUGAUUUUGAAGAUUCUCAUCUGGAUUUGCCAUUGUUGUACCUGAAAAGAGGAUCCACCAUUCCUUGCACUCCUCUUCAUCAACAUGUUGGUGAAGCUAAUCCUACGGAUGAUAAUUCUCUGCUGGUGGCUUUGGAUGAACAUGGUAUUCUCUUUAAAGAUGAUGGUGACGGAUAUGAAUACAUAAAAGGAGGAUAUCUGUUGACAACAUACGUUUCUGAACAUCAGUCUUCAGUGGUAACUUUAAGGGUUUCAAAAGCUGAAGGAUCUUGGAAGAGACCAAACCAUCGCUUACAUGUGCAACUGCUGCUUGGCAUAGGUGCUGUGCUUGACGCAUGGGGCACUGAUGGGGAGAUUCUGCAAAUCAAAAUGCCCUCAGAAGAUGAUUUGUCAGAAUUAAUAUUGGCCGGCAAAAGGGAAUACAGACUUCGUAUAGGAACUCAAUGGCCUCACAGUCGGGUGGAUGUUAAUGGGUAUGAAGAAUAUAGUGGUGUGGAGUACCGAUCUGCUGGAUGCUUCGAGGAGUAUUCUGUUAUCGAUCGGCAUUUGGAGCAGCCUGGAGAAAUAGAAUCCCUAAACUUAGAAGGUGAUAUAAUUAUAGGAGGCGGACUAAUUCUUGAGAGGAAAAUAUCUUUUCCAGAAAAUGUUCCUGUUAGAAUUUGA